AUGGCCUUUAGUCAGACCGCUAGAAUUGGAGCUUGUGUAUUUUGUCUUGGGUUCAUCUCCUUCUUACUAGCUAUAUUUGCAGAAACCUCAAAGCCUCCCUUCGGAACUCCAAUCCAAGCAAAGGAUGCAGUGAUCUGCAAGUUCCCAGAUGAUCCGUCCAUCUUACUGGGGACUCUAUCUGUCGUCACACUCGUUCUAGCUGCCAUUGCAGGGCACGUUGCUGUUUACUUCCCUUACAAGGGCAAGUCGGUCCCAAGAAAUGCUUUGUUUCGGAGCGCUACCUUGUCUACAUUCUUUGUCCUCGCCGAGGUACUCACGGUUCUGGCUUUGGUGAUGCUGCUGUGGACUACCAUCAGCGAAAGCCUCCACAGGUCUCGCAACGUGCACCGUGAUCUCACCACGCAGUGCCCAACCGCGAAGACGGGGCUCUUCGGCGGUGGCGCCUUCCUCGCCCUCGAUGCCGCUCUCUUUUGGCUUGUUUGCCAGAUGCUAACGCUGAAUGCGAGGUCGGAUUACUUGGACGAGGACGACACCAAGGGAGAGUACGUUGACGUCUGCACCACCGAGUUUGAUGUCGCCGAGACGCAUCUCCCCACCGCGUAGACAGACGUGGAUAAACACAAGGUUGGGGACUCGGCACUGUUAAUAUUGGAUUGUCCGUCUCAUCGAGGGUCGCCAAUACAUUGAUUUCAUCCAAUA
Messenger RNA from Musa acuminata subsp. malaccensis (wild Malaysian banana), 699 nucleotides. The record is from RefSeq and is a predicted model, not a curated record. Lineage: Eukaryota; Viridiplantae; Streptophyta; Magnoliopsida; Zingiberales; Musaceae.